AUGGGUGUCGCGACCUACCAGGGCAGCUCCGUCUUCCACAAGACCUACUACUUCUCGGCCAAUCGUCUAUAUGAUGCGACAGGACUGAAGGGUGGUUUUACAUCUUCCUUCAUCUCCACAACCUCUGAGCCAUCUUCAUCAUCCCCCCGAAAUCCGAACAUCCCCUCCGACGUGCCGAAUGAGAUCGUCAACACGUCCCAGUCGGAGUCCUCGAACUCCACAGUCGCCGAAGACAUUCACAAUGAAUUGCCACACAGGAGGAGGAAGCGUCUCAAGACAUUGGCAGCACAGGAAACCCAAGCUGCUGAGCCGGUCAUACCUCUCGAUGCUUCGGCGCAACUGUCCAAGCUCUCCUCCUCUCUUCCUCAAACCUCCAUUCGCCGCAAACUCGCCGCUUAUCUCGCCCUCACGAAGCCCCGACUCUCCUUUCUCAUCGUCUUGACAACGACCUCUGCAUAUGGCAUGUACCCUAUCUCCUCUCUCCUUGCGCUUGACCCAUCAAUUGCUCCCCUUCCGACUCUCUCAACAUCGACCCUUACUUUCAUAUACUUGACGGUCGGCACCUUCUUGUCAUGUUGCAGCGCCAACACGAUAAACAUGAUGCUUGAGCCCAAAUACGAUGCGUUGAUGUCGCGCACGCGCAAUCGUCCUUUGGUACGAGGGCUUGUCUCACGUCGCGGAGCUCUGCUCUUCGCCCUCGGCACAGCAGUGACUGGCCUCGGGUUGCUCUACGUUGGAACGAACCCUACCGUGACGGCACUGUCGGCUGCAAAUAUCGUAUUAUACGGAUUCGUCUAUACUCCACUCAAGCGGAUCAGUGUGAUUAACACAUGGAUUGGUGCAAUUGUCGGCGGUAUUCCGCCUUUGAUGGGAUGGGUUGCAGCUGCGGGUCAGACGGCAACUACCGGGCAUGAUACAUGGCGCGAUAUGCUCCUCAGUGAGGACAGCAUCGGUGGCUGGCUGCUUGCUGGGAUCUUGUUCGCUUGGCAGUUCCCCCACUUCAACGCCUUGUCGCAUUUGAUCCGUGAUGAAUACAAGGCCGCCGGAUACCGAAUGCUGUGCUGGGUCAACCCCGCGAGGAACGCUCGGGUAGCCUUGCGGUACUCUGUCCUGAUGUUUCCCAUCUCCAUUGGCCUUUGGUGGGUUGGCGUUGUUGGACAAGGUUUCCUCGUAGGGAGCACGAUAGCCAAUGGCUGGCUUGUUCGUGAGGCAUAUCGUUUCUGGCAACAUCAAGGUGCGCAAGGCUCCGCACGGGGACUGUUCUGGGCCAGUAUUUGGCAACUCCCCAUUCUUUUGGUCGGCGGUCUCGUCACAAAGAAGGGUCUCUGGGAUGGCCUAUGGCGCAAGAUCUUCGGACAGCCAGAGGACGAUGACGACGAGUAUCUAUACUACGAUGACGAAGAGGAAGCUGAACUUCUUCGAAAAGAGGCGGCUACAGCCUCAUCUAAGCAGAAUGGUCUUUUGACAACCACUUAA
This is a messenger RNA of Penicillium diatomitis, 1476 nucleotides long. RefSeq names its product protoheme IX farnesyltransferase (gene cox10). The coding region runs from base 1 to 1476 and encodes 491 amino acids. The transcript has a single exon. Lineage: Eukaryota; Fungi; Ascomycota; Eurotiomycetes; Eurotiales; Aspergillaceae. Gene Ontology annotation, cellular component: mitochondrial membrane; mitochondrion. Gene Ontology annotation, biological process: heme biosynthetic process. Gene Ontology annotation, molecular function: protoheme IX farnesyltransferase activity. The record is from RefSeq and is a predicted model, not a curated record.